Molecule: messenger RNA, 2827 nt
Organism: Sphaeramia orbicularis (orbiculate cardinalfish)
Lineage: Eukaryota; Metazoa; Chordata; Actinopteri; Kurtiformes; Apogonidae
Gene: gucy1b1
Product: guanylate cyclase 1 soluble subunit beta 1
Biological process (GO): cGMP biosynthetic process; response to oxygen levels
Cellular component (GO): guanylate cyclase complex, soluble
Molecular function (GO): heme binding; guanylate cyclase activity
Source: RefSeq, a predicted model, not a curated record
AGCGGUAACGGGAGGACGCGUAGACAGAGCAUCUGUACAAAACGAUGAAGGUUAAGUCAGACGUAGCGGAUUUAGCUUAAAAUUCAGGAAAAAGAAGCGCAGUCUUCAUCAUGUAUGGUUUUGUGAAUCACGCCUUGGAGCUCCUCGUUUUAAGGAAUUAUGGGCCGGAAGUGUGGGAAGACAUCAAGCGGGAGGCUCAGCUCGACAUUGAAGGUCAGUUCCUCGUUAGAAUCAUAUACGAAGAUGCCAAAACAUAUGAUCUUGUUGCUGCUGCAAGUAAAGUUCUGAAGAUCAACGCAGGAGAUAUCUUGCAAAUGUUCGGGAAGAUGUUUUUUGAGUUUUGCCAAGAGUCUGGCUAUGACACCAUCCUGCGAGUAUUGGGAUCCAAUGUUCGUGAAUUCCUGCAGAAUCUGGAUGCUCUGCAUGACCACCUGGGUACCAUUUAUCCCGGGAUGAGGGCUCCCUCGUUCCGUUGCACUGAUGCAGAAAAGGGAAAUAAUCUAAUUCUCCACUAUUACUCAGAGAGGGAAGGCCUGCAAGACAUCGUGAUCGGCAUCAUUAAAACUGUCGCUCAGCAGAUCCAUGGAACAGAGAUAGAGAUGAAGAUGAUCCAACCAAAAAGUGAAGAAUGUGAUCACAUCAAGUUCUUGAUUGAGGAGAAGGACUCAGAGGAAGAGGCGUUCUACGAGGAUCUGGAUGGUUUUGAAGAGAACGGCACUCAGGAGACUCGGAUCAGCCCUUACACGUUUUGCAAAGCUUUCCCAUUUCACCUGAUGUUUGACAAGGACUUGAUGCUCACACAAUGUGGAAAUGCAAUCUAUCGCAUUCUGCCACAGCUCCAGCCUGGGACCUGUAUCCUCCCUUCAGUAUUUUCUUUGGUUCGUCCUCACAUUGACUUCAGUUUUCAUGGCAUCCUUUCCCACAUCAACACAGUCUUCGUUCUGCGGAGCAAGGAGGGCCUGCUGAAUGUGGAGACUGUGGAGAAUGAGGACGAACUGACGGGGGUGGAGAUCAGCUGUCUGAGAUUGAAGGGACAGAUGAUUUACUUGCCCGAGGCGGAGAACAUCCUUUUCCUUUGCUCACCCAGUGUUAUGAACCUGGAUGAUCUCACGCGAAGGGGGCUGUACCUGAGCGAUAUCCCACUACAUGACGCCACACGAGACCUGGUGUUGCUGGGUGAGCAGUUUCGCGAGGAGUACAAACUGACCCAGGAGCUGGAAAUCCUGACAGAUCGUCUGCAGCACACACUGCGAGCUCUGGAGGAUGAGAAAAAGAAGACUGACAGAUUGCUCUAUUCUGUUCUGCCGCCGUCUGUUGCCAAUGAACUGCGACAUAAGCGGCCUGUCCCAGCUAAGCGCUAUGACAACGUGACCAUCCUCUUCAGUGGCAUAGUUGGAUUUAAUGCCUUCUGCAGCAAGCAUGCCUCAGCAGAGGGAGCCAUCAAGAUAGUCAACCUGCUCAAUGAUGUUUACACUCGUUUUGACAUCUUGACAGACUCUCGGAAAAACCCUUAUGUAUACAAGGUGGAAACUGUGGGUGAUAAGUACAUGACGGUGAGUGGCCUGCCAGAGCCAUGUACGCACCACGCCAAGUCAAUCUGCCACCUCGCUCUGGAUAUGAUGGAGAUUGCCGGGCAAGUCAAAGUGGAUGAUGAGCCAGUACAGAUUACUAUUGGUAUUCACACCGGAGAAGUGGUGACUGGAGUGAUUGGCCAAAGGAUGCCCAGAUACUGCCUUUUUGGAAAUACUGUCAAUCUCACAAGUCGUACAGAAACGACUGGUGAAAAAGGAAAAAUAAAUGUCUCUGAAUAUACUUACCGGUGUUUGCAGUCCGCUGAGAACGCUGACCCACAGUUUCAUCUGGAAUACCGAGGCCCCAUCUCCAUGAAAGGAAAGAAGGAACCCAUGAAGGUGUGGUUUCUGUCCAGGAAGCCCACGGAUGCAGUCAGCCACAGUUAAGGCUUAAUUUAGAGACAACCCUACAACUAAAGUCCAAAGGGAAGCUUUAGUGUGGUUCUGUCUGGUGACAUUUUCUUUUUCUUUGCUGAUUUUGCAAUGAGAUGGAUCAGGUGAAAUAAAAAAUGAUAAUCUAUCAGAUGAGCAGAUAUUUUUAAUACGGUAAGUUGACCUGAUCCAAUGCUUUUCCUUCCCGACCAUCGCCUGUUAUGGCCGCACCAUUUUUUUAUAGAGUAAACACAAAGUUAAAUGUUUCAUGAAUAGUUGAGCAGAGUGACUCAUUAAUAUUUUAUACAUGCUUUUGACAAGAAAAAUAAUAAUAACACUUCAACUUCGUUUUUUUAGUUGGUGAUUUUCUCAUGUACUUUUCUCAGUCAUUCAGUCUACCAAAAAAAAAAAACAAAAAAGAAAAAUACAACUCUGUUACUCUUUAUUUAAAUACAUUCUUCAUCAUUAUAAUUUUUUGGUAAUAAAUAGUUCUGAAAUUGAAGAUUUGAUUAUAAAAUGUGUGAAUACAGGUGGUUUGAGGAGAGUUUUCAUUACUGUAUCUGUACAAAACUAAAAUGUGGCUUGAUGUUUGUAACAUUUACGUUAUUUUUAUUAACAGAGAUUCUUUUUCAUAGAUGUGAUAGAUAAUUAGCUUAACACUAGAUAAUGAAACACUGGUAUUUUCAAUGUUGAAAUCAACUACAUCAGCCUUCAACCUUUGUGCCAGUUCCCUAUGGUGUUUUUGCAGAUUAUUUUAGACUUAUAGAGUUUAGAAAUGAGAAUUCAGAUGUCAAAGCUGUUGUAUUUAUAUAGAUUUAUAACUCCAUGUUCAUCACUUCUGAGGCACAAACAAUUCUUUGCUAACUUUGAUAUCUUACAUUCAC